Messenger RNA from Vicia villosa (hairy vetch), 1256 nucleotides. RefSeq names its product magnesium protoporphyrin IX methyltransferase, chloroplastic. The record is from RefSeq and is a predicted model, not a curated record. Gene Ontology annotation, molecular function: magnesium protoporphyrin IX methyltransferase activity. Bases 69 to 1031 code for a protein of 320 amino acids. Gene Ontology annotation, biological process: chlorophyll biosynthetic process. Lineage: Eukaryota; Viridiplantae; Streptophyta; Magnoliopsida; Fabales; Fabaceae. The transcript is spliced from 2 exons.
UCUUAUCCUUCCCGGAUAACAAUAUCACUUCAACUCAAACCCCGGUAAUCCAAACCGGAAAAACAAAAAUGGCAUUCUCAUCUUCCUUAUGGUCAUCUCUCUUCAUUCCGAAUCCUAACAGAAAUAACCGUUUCUCCACAUUCUCUCCCUCCUCUCCCGCCACUCACAAACUCUCAACAACCACAUUCGCCAUCCCUCCUCUCUCAACCGCAACAGCCGCCGACGUCACCGGCGCAAUCGACGGCACAACGAUCGCGGUUGUAAGCGGCGGCUUCGUCGCCGGUCUCACCGCGCUUCUCUCCCUAACCGACCCCGAGAGACGGCGGCGCGAGCAGGCGGAGGAAGUUGGAGGCGAUGAUAAGGAAGUUGUGAAGGAGUAUUUUAAUAACAAUGGAUUUCAGAGGUGGAAGAAGAUUUAUGGAGAUACUGAUGAUGUUAAUAGAGUUCAGAGGGAUAUUAGGUUGGGGCAUUCGAAGACUGUGGAGAAUGCGCUGAUGAUGCUGAAGGAGGAAGGCUCGCUUGAAGGUGUUACUAUUUGUGAUGCGGGAUGUGGGACUGGUUCGCUGUCGAUUCCGUUGGCUAAGGAAGGGGCUGUUGUGUGUGCUAGUGAUAUUUCUGCUGCUAUGGUCGCUGAAGCUGAGAAACAGGCUAAAGAACAACUUGAGUCAUCUGUGAUUCCAAAGUUUGUGGUGAGUGAUUUAGAGAGUUUGGAUGGAUUGUACGAUACAGUGGUGUGCCUUGAUGUUAUGAUUCAUUACCCUCAGAGUAAAGCGGACGGGAUGAUCGCUCACCUUGCUUCUUUGGCAGAAAAGCGAUUGGUUCUGAGCUUUGCACCUAAGACAUUUUAUUAUGAUGCACUGAAGAGGGUUGGCGAGUUGUUCCCCGGGCCUUCUAAGGCAACCAGGGCAUAUCUUCAUUCCGAAGAAGAUGUUGAAAGGGCGUUGCGCAAGGUUGGGUGGACGAUAAAGAAGAGAGGCUUAAUCGCUACUCAAUUUUACUUUGCCAAGCUUAUCGAGGCCGUUCCUAUGUAGCAAGGCUAGAGGAUUCAGAGGUAAGUUUUGCAUCAUUAGAGGAAAUUCUUAAUGUAUAUUAUAUUGUAAGCCAUUUUUGUGUUUUUUGUAUGCUAUAUUAUCCUAUGAUUCUCUGGAUAUGUAUAUUUAGUUUCGGAGAAUGGAUUUAAAAUUUGAAACUAGAUGUCAACUGAUGCAUCAAUUUAAUGUUAUCUUGCUACUCACCUCGGGUGAUGACUUUUCUUC